AUGGACAAGACCCAAGCUGAAUUGAUUGUAUGCACUUCCAGCGACCGUGAAUUUAACGGUAACGGUGGCUUUGUGCUUGCUAAUACCUCUAUUCAGGAUGAGUAUUCGCAAUCGAUUGAGUCCUCAACAAUCUUAGCAAUCCUCUCGGAUUACGAUAUCUCCAAUCCCAGCGACCUGUCGCAAGCCCGACAGACACUCGACAUCCUUAAAGCUUCCGCUUCGACGGAGGAGAGUUCAGGAUUCGACCCCAGUGGUGCCAGCGGAAUCGAUUUUACGAACGAAAACCAGAGCUCGAGGGGUGAAGACUCAAGCACUAGCACCAGCCAGCGCAAGAGUCAGACCGAUAGCACCUCGGUCUCCCAGGAUCCGCAGACGCUCGAUUUGGAGGGGUUGGAUCUAGGAACAAGCAUCAGAGAUGAGAGCCCAGAAAAACCAUACCCGAGUGAGCUUGACGGCCUAGAUGAGGUGGGUAAGGAGAAGGCGCUGAUCGGCAUCUUUCCUGCACUCAAACCCUUCGAUAUUACAUGGACCCUGAGGAAGUGCAAAUGGGAUGCCGGCCAAGCUAUUGAUGAGUUGAUGACCCAGGCGUUUCUGGAGGAAAGUGGAAGCCGACACCGUGGCAUCGAAGCAUUCUCUGAGAGCGAGGUUGCGCCUCGGCAGCGGAAGGGCAAGGGCAAGAAGAAGCGGAAGGGGGGGGAGACAAGUAAUCCAACCAGUCCUGCUAGUCCCGUCGCGGAAUCUCCCGUGGAAAGUAAAUGGAAUCUGGGGAAGCAAGACAUCGACUUCCUCUCUGAGAAGACUGGGUUUCCUGUAAAGCAAAUCAGCUCCAUUUAUCACAACCAUGGAGGCUCUCUCCGCGCGUCGAUUGCAGCUAUCAUCCAGGCUCAUGCAGCUAUGGGAAUCGACAGCGAUGACCCAGUCAUAAAGAUAAACGCCUUUGAGCUUCGUGAAGAGUUUCCUUCGGUAUCGACUUCUGACUUGGAGACCCUGCUUCAGAUUACUCACCCCUCUGUAGCCGAUGCUCGGGAACUUCUCCAAGCACUAGCUGCCCCAACCACGAGCAGAAAGAAUUCGAUCCAAAUCGAAUUCCGACACGCUCCUAUACAGCUCGAACCGGCACCAAGACCUAAGCCCAAGCUACAGAGUGUAGUGUACCCAGACAGACCUCUCGACGUCGCCAGAUCAGCCCAAAUCACAGCCGAAUACUCCCAAGCACGGAACACCGCAUUCGCUCAAGCCCAGGCUGCAUACCGCAAAGGAAAAUCGAGCCCCCUCAUGGGGGGCGCCGCAGCCUACUACUCUCAAGUUGGCCGGGACCUCGACGCCAAAGUCAAGAUCGCAGCCAGCGCCGCCGCAGACGCCUUGGUCGCGAGCCAGAGCACACGCCUUGAGCUGGAUCUGCACGGGAUGAACGUCAAGGACGCGUUGAGGAUCAGCCGGGAGGCUGUCACGCGGUGGUGGCACGAGUCUAGCGAGGAGAGAAAAGCACACGGGAAGGGCGGCGCGGUGCCUGUCUAUAAGAUUGUGACGGGCGCGGGGAAUCAUAGCUCGGGGGGCCACGGGAAGUUGGGCCCGGCAGUGGGCAAGAUGUUGCUUCGUGAGGGCUGGAAUAUUCAGGUGGGGAGUAGGGGAAAUAACGGGUUCCUGCUAGUUACUGGUGUCGCGAAGAGGAGGUGA
This is a messenger RNA of Drepanopeziza brunnea f. sp. 'multigermtubi' MB_m1, 1677 nucleotides long. NCBI's taxonomy places the organism in Eukaryota, Fungi, Ascomycota, Leotiomycetes, Helotiales, Drepanopezizaceae. The record is from RefSeq and is a predicted model, not a curated record.